Messenger RNA from Patiria miniata (bat star), 4244 nucleotides. RefSeq names its product phospholipase D1-like. The transcript is spliced from 21 exons. The record is from RefSeq and is a predicted model, not a curated record. The coding region runs from base 42 to 3983 and encodes 1313 amino acids. NCBI's taxonomy places the organism in Eukaryota, Metazoa, Echinodermata, Asteroidea, Valvatida, Asterinidae. Gene Ontology annotation, molecular function: D-type glycerophospholipase activity; phosphatidylinositol binding. Gene Ontology annotation, biological process: phosphatidic acid biosynthetic process; cell motility; intracellular signal transduction.
GCUAGUUAGCUGGUGAUCGAGACACACCGUCAAGUUGGUUCAUGAUGGAUCGGGACUCGGAUCCCAUCAUAGCAGCCAAUGACAGCUCAGAGAGCCUCGAUGCGGACGCUGACUUCAUCGCUAACUAUGGCACAUUCGAAAUUGACGAGAACGAGGGUGACGACUACGGACGGGACGAGGUCGACGAACCUCACGAGGAAGAGGAGGAGGAAAGCAACGACGAUGACACCCGUAAACUUGUCAUCAACGGCAAUGGGUAUAGGAGGCGAGGCGAUUCGGGAGCAUCCUCCAAUAAAGGCGUUACCACGGAUACAAAGGACUACCGAGAUGAUGAAGAGGGUAUCAUUGGGAGCAUUUUAGGGGCGGAGCUUGGGGACAGUUUGCCAGGGGAGGAGAUUCGGGAGAAAGAGAAUGGAGAACGGCUGGACGCUAGAGAAGGAGAUUCUGACAACGAAGCAGAUGAAGGGCAAAGAGGAGUGCAUGACAAGGAGUUUGAACUGGAGGACAGUGGAGCUGACGCAGAGAGGCGCCAGCCAGAGGAGCUUCAAGACACGGGAGCAGAGUGGAAGGAGCAAGGAAACGAUGAUGCAGAGGACAGCGACGAUGAUGCUAAGCGAGAGGACGAACCUGAGAACAUCACCCUGGAGACGGUCGUCAGUGACGAGGACCGUGAAACAGACCCCUCAACGAUGUCGGCCGUUAGCGAGGAGCAAGCCGAAGAGGAAAAUGACGACCCAGACGCAGCCCCCAAGCGAUCGUCCAAGACCCUAGCCAUUUCCAUCAGCAUGGUCAAGACCUCGCAAGUCUGCGCAGACGGGGUCGACAGGCAUCUGCCCCCCGAGCAGAUCGUCCUGGAGAGGUUGAGGAAAGAGACUGACUCGUCUUCAAGUUCCUACGACGAGAAGAAGGAACCGGAGGGGGAGAGGGUACGGGCCUACUCCAAGAAUCAAGGGCACCUGUCUAUCGGUCGGCCCAAGGACUUCCACCGGACUGGGUCCUUAUUCAGCGAUCAGUCGGACCGAGCCAGCCAGGCCGUGGACAACUGGGAGUGGAUUGAGGAACCCGACCCGCUGGACAGCACAGACACACCAACUGCUAACAUCCGGUCCUUUGCCAGCACCCACUCUGAGCCCAAGGGAUUCCGGGAGGUCGGCCGAGGGGUGUUCCUGCCCCACCAGAAGCUGGAAGUAUCUGUGGUAGACUGUGGACGCGUCUCAGCCUCCCAGUACCUCAACCCUAACCUGUACUUCGUUGAGGUGAAGCACGGCACGUGUAUAUGGACAAUACAGCGGCGCAGCAGUGAUUUCUUCAAACUUUAUGAGGAGAUGUUGCUGUACAAAGCCCGACUCGCCAUACCUAUCGGCGACCGUGGCCACCUUCAAAGGCGACGAACAUUCAGGGCCCACCGCGAUAAGGAUUUGGCGCAUUUCCCAAGGACGCCAGAUGCUUUUGUGAGAGCUCAGCAAUUACCCAAGAGAAUGCAUCAAUACGAAAUGUACUUGAAGAGCUUAGUGAGCAACCCCCUGUACCGAAACCAUCCUCAGACGCUUGAGUUCUUGGAAGUUAGCCACCUUUCAUUUGUUGACGAACUGGGAGCAAAAGGAAAGGAAGGUUGGAUACAGAAGAGGUCAGGAGGUCACCGAGUGCCCAUCACCAGGUGUUGCCCUUGUCUGGUGUGUACAGACUGCACCAAGGUUGCAGCUCAUUACAGUAAAAGGUGGUUGGUAACCAAGGAUUCCUUUGUUGCCUACGUCAGACCCAGUGAUGGUCACCUCCGUGCCGUCAUGCUGGCUGAUAAGGACUUUGACGCCAAGUGGGGUAUCGAGGAAACCAGUUUGAAGACGGGCCUUAUCAUCUCCAACCAGUACAGGAAGCUGUUGGUCAAGUUUGACACAGUGCCCAUGGCCAGGCAGUGGAUGGUGGAGAUUAUGGAGAUGAUCUCAAAGUCGGAGUACACAGACGAACACCGCUUCAACGCAUUUGGCCCAGAGAGAACCGACACUUACGGCAGAUGGUUCGUGGAUGGGUCCAAGUACUUUGAUGCCUUGGCUGAUGCGCUAGAGCAGGCCGAGCAAGAGAUCUUCAUCACGGAUUGGUGGCUGAAUGCCGAGAUCUACCUGAAGAGACCCGCUGUGGAGGGACCCUACUGGCGAUUGGAUAACAUCCUGCACAGGAAAGCGGCACAAGGUGUCAAGAUCUUUGUGCUGCUGUACAAGGAGGUAGAUGUUGCCAUCGAGUUGGGAAGUAGUCACACCAAGCACGUACUCAUGGGCCUGCAUCCCAACAUCAAGGUGAUGCGGCAUCCAGACCACAACCCCGGCCAAGUCAUCCUGUGGGCCCACCACGAGAAGCUGGUGGCGGUGGACCAGAAAGUGGCCUUCGUGGGCGGCCUGGACAUCUGCUACGGCCGCUGGGAUGACUUCAAACAUCGCCUGACCGAUGUGGGCUCAGCUCUGGUGGCCAAUAGGAAUGCGUCGCUGCAGCGGCAGCAGCCACCUCCUCAGUCCCCCCGCUCCCCAACGACUCCCGACAUAGAAGACGAAGGAGGCUACUUCCGUCGGCCCAGGCUGAAGAGCGCCACCGUCUACUUCAAGAACCCCAUCAAGCGGCUGCGCCAGGAAGAGGUCCAGCAGACCAGGGUGGACGAGAAUAUGGACAAGCUGGGAGUAUUCGGCACGCCGAAACUCUGGAUCGGCAAGGAUUACUGCAACUUCAUCGCCCAGGAUGUGCUGGCCCCGCAGGAGUCCCUACAAGAUUCGGUUGAUCGCAUGAAAACACCCCGCAUGCCGUGGCAUGACAUAGGCACAUGCUUGUAUGGCAAAGUAGCCGCUGAUGUGGCCAGGCACUUCAUCCAACGCUGGAACUUCACCAAGAAAGAGAAAGCUGAAAGGCUGAACCACUAUCCACUGCUGCUUCCCAAAUCCACGACUUCCAUGGAGGUGAAGGAGGAGCACAAGACCAACUCCGAACCUUGCAAAUGUCAGUUGUUGCGCUCUGCCUCUAAGUGGUCCGUAGGCAUCAAGCACACAGAGGAUUCCAUACAGAAAGCUUACAUCAAGAUGAUAGGAGAAGCUAAGCACUACAUCUACAUUGAGAACCAGUUCUUCAUCACAAUUCACGACACUCAUGAGGUAACUAACGGCAUUGCUGACGCUCUCUUCCAGCGAAUUCUGAGAGCAUUUGAAAAUAACGAGACGUUUCGAGUCUACGUAUUCCUGCCCCUCCUGCCGGCAUUCCAAGGUGACGUCGGGGAGGCAGGCGGGGGCGCUAUUCACGCCAUCCUUCACUGGGAGUACCAGUCCAUCUGUCGUGGGAACAAGUCACUGCUUGGACGCAUGUUGCAAGCCGGAAUCAGAGACCCACGCAAGUUCCUGACCUUCUACGGCCUGCGCACCCACGACACGCUGAACGGCGAGCUGGUGACCGAGCUGGUCUACAUCCACUCCAAGCUGAUGAUCGUGGACGACCGCUCCUUCAUCUGCGGCUCGGCCAACAUCAACGAGCGCAGCAUGCUGGGCAAGCGGGACAGCGAGCUGGCGGUGCUGGUGGAGGACACGGAGAUGAUCCCCAGCCGCAUGAACGGGAAGGAGUACAUGGCUGGCAAGCUGGCCUUCGGGCUACGGGAAUGGCUGUUCAAGGAACAUCUGGGGGUGCUGCAGGGCCACGGGGAGAUUGACGUGACUGAUCCUGUGUCGGAUGCCUUCUACAAAGGCGUGGUCAUGAAGCUGGCUAGCGAUAACACGGCCAUCUACGAGCAGGUGUUUCGCUGUUUGCCCUCCAACUCAGUCACCUCAAGUGCUGCCGUCCACGAGUACAAGAAAGUCACCCCGCUGUGCAAGACAGACCCCAAGGCGGCCCUGCAGCUGCUGAAAGACAUCCAGGGCUACAUCACCUGGAUACCGCUAGACUUCCUGAAAGAUGAGAAUCUGCAACCCAAGCUGACCUCACAGGAAGGGAUAGCGCCCACCAAACUGUGGACGUAGGUCUCGGGUUUCGAGUUACGAUGGAAAUUUCAUGUAAAGGUAAAGGUAUCCCAUAGCGAUUACUGGCCAUAGGGGCAGUGGGACGUUAGAAGUCCACUGUGUCAUGGACGUAGGUUUCUGGUUUUGAGUUACGGUGGAAUUUUCAUGUAAAGGUAAAGGUGUCCUAUAGCCAUUACUGGCCGUAGGGGCAGUGGGAUGUUAGAGGUCCACUGUGUCUUGAAUGCGCCCAGUCCUCUCCUCUCGCCCCCCCCCCCCCUAAGA